This is a messenger RNA of Acomys russatus (golden spiny mouse), 1946 nucleotides long. It is a transcript of the gene Ids, whose product is annotated as iduronate 2-sulfatase. The record is from RefSeq and is a predicted model, not a curated record. Lineage: Eukaryota; Metazoa; Chordata; Mammalia; Rodentia; Muridae. The transcript has 9 exons. Bases 16 to 1683 code for a protein of 555 amino acids. Gene Ontology annotation, molecular function: iduronate-2-sulfatase activity.
UGCACCGAAGCGGGAAUGUCGCCGCCGCCGCCGCUGCCACCGCCGCCUGGCCGGCGCCUGCUUAGCUUCAGUUUGUUACUAGGGUUCUUCUGCAUCUCCCUGGAGUCCGCAGCGCAAGGCAACUCGGCUACAGAUGCUCCGAAUGUUCUUCUGAUCAUCGUGGAUGAUCUUCGCCCCUCCCUGGGCUGUUAUGGAGAUAAGCUAGUGAGGUCCCCGAACAUUGACCAGCUGGCAUCCCAUAGCGUUCUCUUUCAGAAUGCCUUUGCCCAGCAAGCAGUGUGCGCACCAAGUCGAGUGUCUUUCCUCACCGGGAGGAGGCCUGAUACCACCCGCCUGUAUGACUUCAAUUCCUACUGGAGGGUACACUCUGGAAAUUUUUCCACCAUCCCUCAAUACUUCAAGGAGAAUGGCUACGUGACCAUGUCGGUUGGGAAAGUCUUUCACCCUGGCAUAUCUUCAAAUCACAGUGAUGAUUCUCCAUACAGCUGGUCUUUUCCACCUUAUCAUCCAUCCACAGAGAAGUAUGAAAACACUAAGACAUGUAGGGGACAAGAUGGAAAACUCCACGCCAACCUGCUUUGUCCUGUGGAUGUGGCAGAUGUGCCUGAGGGUACCUUGCCUGACAAACAGAGCACAGAGGAAGCCAUUCGAUUGUUGAAAAAGUUGAAAACAUCAGUCAGUCCAUUCUUUCUGGCAGUUGGAUAUCACAAGCCACACAUCCCCUUCAGAUACCCCAAGGAGUUUAAGAAGCUGUAUCCCUUGGAAAACAUCACCUUGGCUCCUGAUCCCCAUGUCCCUGAUAGCCUACCACCUGUAGCCUACAACCCCUGGAUGGACAUCAGGGAGCGGGAAGAUGUCCAAGCCUUAAAUAUCAGUGUGCCCUAUGGCCCAAUUCCUGUGGAUUUUCAGCGGAAAAUUCGCCAGAGCUACUUUGCUUCUGUGUCCUAUUUGGAUACUCAGGUUGGGCGUCUUUUGAGUGCUUUGGAUGAUCUUUAUCUAGCCAACAGCACAAUUAUUGCUUUCACAUCUGAUCAUGGAUGGGCCUUAGGUGAACAUGGAGAGUGGGCCAAAUACAGCAACUUUGAUGUCACUACCCGUGUACCCCUGAUGUUCUAUGUUCCUGGAAGGACAGCCCCACUUCCUGGAGCAGGCGAGAAGCUCUUCCCUUACCGGGACCCUUUUGAUCCCACCUUGCAAUUGAUGGAGCCAGGCAGGCACGUCACGGAUCUCGUGGAACUUGUAUCUCUCUUCCCCACGCUUACUGGACUUGCAGGACUGCAAGUUCCUCCUCGCUGCCCCAUCCCUUCUUUUCAUGUUGAGCUGUGCAGAGAAGGCCAGAAUCUCCAGAGGCAUUUGCAGCUCCACGGCUUGGAAGAGGACCCAUACUUCCUUGGUAAUCCCCGGGAGUCGAUUGCCUAUAGCCAGUACCCUAGGCCUGCAGAUUCCCCUCAGUGGAAUUCUGACAAGCCAAGUUUAAAAGAUAUAAAGAUCAUGGGCUACUCCAUACGCACCAUAGACUAUAGGUAUACUGUGUGGGUUGGCUUCAAUCCUGGAGAAUUUCAGGCUAACUUUUCUGACAUCCAUGCAGGGGAACUAUAUUUUGUGGAUUCUGACCCACUGCAGGAUCACAAUGUAUAUAAUGACUCCCAACAUGGAGCUCUUCCCCACUCGUUGAAACCUUGAGUUCUACCAGCCUCAGAGGGCACAUAUGUGUCCCCUUCCCUGCUUCUGUCUGGUGAAAGGAGGUGUUAGAGGUGGUUAUCUUUCACUACCAUUGUAUUAGACAUAAUCUUACUGGGAAACAAUCUAAACAUGUAUCAGCAAUCCGGCCGAGGACUAGGUGGCAGAUGAACCUUUGAUUAUAGUCCUUAUUGGAAUUGGGCUAGCCAAAUAUAAUACUGUACACAAGAAAUAAUUUACAUGUUGAAUUUAGUGCAUUUCAAAAA